Plectropomus leopardus (leopard coralgrouper) is the source of this 6438-nucleotide messenger RNA. RefSeq lists its product as uncharacterized. NCBI's taxonomy places the organism in Eukaryota, Metazoa, Chordata, Actinopteri, Perciformes, Serranidae. Gene Ontology annotation, molecular function: DNA-binding transcription factor activity, RNA polymerase II-specific; RNA polymerase II transcription regulatory region sequence-specific DNA binding. Gene Ontology annotation, biological process: regulation of transcription by RNA polymerase II. Gene Ontology annotation, cellular component: nucleus. The record is from RefSeq and is a predicted model, not a curated record.
GAGCCAUGUUGAGCCAGAGCCUAAUGCUGUGUUUUUAAUAACCGUAAAGCAAACAUAUCGUCAGAAGUGGACUGUUGUAGAACUCUGACAAACGGUAAAUCAUAUCAAAAUGUCCGCGGACGAUUUUCAGACAAAGUACUCCUCCGUCAUGGAGAGUAUGCUCAAAGCUGCGAUUGCCGAGACCACGAAACUUUUCGAAACUAUGGUCGACGAGCUGAAAGCAGAAAUAUCACGAAUCAAGAGGGAGAACGAGGACCUAAAAAGAAGAUGCAGCCUGUUCGAAAAUGCGAGAAACCAGCCGUCUCUUACCAGCCGACAAGGAGAGUCUGUUGCGGGGCCGAACGGCGGCUGUGACAGACGUGACCGCGCUGUUCAGUGUGGUGAGUUGUUAUGGCCGUUACCAAUCGCAAACCUGGUUCCUUUCCGCACAGUGCUGGUGGAGCAAUGUCAACCACUGAGGCACUCAUCCUUUCAAAACCAAGAGCGACAAUGCAGUUAUGAGGGGAUUGGGUACAGUUUGCAGGACCACAAUUAUGGAGAGGGAACUGCACAAAUGGCUUUUCUACUUGUCAAACAGGAGGACUCUUAUGAUGAUUCUUCUCCACAGUCUGUUCUGAAGCAAGAGGAAGUCGAGCCCACUGUGGUCUGUGAGCUAGUCUUGAGUGAUAAAGCAGGUUCAACACAGGCUGCCUCUGGUGGAAUGGAAAAUGAAAGGCCUCUUAUUAAUCAGGAAUGUUCAACUCAAGAGAUACCCUUGCUGCAAAAAGAUGAAGAGACCCGAGUGGACAUGAAACUACCUUGUCUGGGAAUGGAUAGUAAUUUACAAGGAGCCCAGAACCAGUCAUCAGAAUUAGGGCAUUCACUUGUCAUCUCAUUUGCUGCAUUAAAAGACAACAUUGAGGAAGACUUUGAAGUCAGUCAGAAGAUAUUAGAAACAGAGGAAGAUCUCUUAACGUCUAAUAAUCACCCAGUGAUGGUUGCUCAGCUUCAACCAGAGGUUGAGCCUCUUGAAAAAGAGCAACCUUCAAUGGUAGCCCAACAAUGUCAAAGAGAGGACAAAACAUCAAUGAAUGAACAAGCUGAUGGUACGUUGCAAGAACAUGCAAAUGUGCAAUGUACAGAGGCACUAUCUACACCAUUUAACAAAGGAAAUGCAUGUGCAGAAUUAAAAAGUGGCAUGGCAGAAGGUGAGGCUAUUGCUCAGCCUGACUCAUCAGUACGACGUAGAAGAGGACGGCCACCAAAGAAAUCUAAAUGUCUAAAUGAAAUUGGUUCUCUGGCUAUUUCAGUAGCAUCUUUGAGUAGACCAAAACCAUCUGAAUCUCAACAACUCUCAAUGGAAAUGGAAGAAGGAACAAUUCAGGCUCCAUCCACCGUAAUUUCAUCAGCAACUGAAACACUAAACACACCAACAGUUCAGCCCAGAGAACGCCAUUCCUCUGUAACUCUUCAGGAUGCAAUACUAUUAGUUGAAGCAAUGAAUCAGUCAACAGCACAAAAUGCAUUUUCCUCUCCACAAAGAAUGGCAGCACCACGCCAUACCCAGGGUUCUCCCCACGUGGGCACCUUACAGACUGUGGACGAAGUCCCAGCUGAGCCACAGACACCACAGCUUCAUGUUGAAACUCAUAAAGCUGCAGGCAGUCUAUCUGUAACAAAGCCGUCCACUGCAACACAAUCAUCAAUAGAGAAACAAGGUGCCGUUCCCACUGCUGCAGAUGCUACUCCAAACAAUGGAGCUGAAGCCCACAUUAAGGGUGUCAUACCAAAACAACAGCAUACACUAACUCCAUCCAAUACUGCUUCAACUUCAGUGCUUUCUUUGACUGCUGCAGUUCAAACGAAUGUGCAGUCUCUUCAGCAGCACUCUUCCCAUCCUCUGAUAACAUCAGCGAGUGCACACAGCAAACCGGAUGAGGCGGUAUCUCAUAAAGUCAUUGUAAUGCCAAGAUCAGCAUCCUCAUUUAUACCUCAGAAAAUAGCACCCCUCUCUCCAACUCAGCUUCCUACUGUUGUGUCAAAAGUUGUUGCUUCACAGAGAAAUAGUUUAAUUCAAGGCUCCACAGCUGCAGGCUUACCACUCAGAACAACCUCCCUUUCCUCUGGUUCUCAGAAAACAAUAUAUGUUACACCAAGGAAAGCCACCUCAAAAGACCUGCAGUCUGGGACUUCAACGCACCCAAAAAUUACGAUAAUAAUUCCAAGACAGGUGUCAGCUGUUGCAUCAAGGAAACAUCAGCAGACCAUCGUUCUGACAGCAAAGCAGGAGUCAGCCAAAUCAGCAGCUGCUGUUACGAUGUCAUCGCCACAGUUGAUUUCUUUGCCACAGGAGUCAGGUGUUUCUGUAGAUACACAAACUGCUUCGGAUGAAAUAGCCAUACUAUUGACUGAGAAGAGAGAUAAUACAUUAGACAAACUGGAAUCACCCAAACAUACUGCUUCCCUUUCUGAAACAUCUACAGAACCCUUUUCCAGUUUAAACAUGUCACAUGGGCAAGUGUCUCCACCAGGUUUUGAACAAAAACUCUCUGCUGUGGUCAGAUUAACCAGACUCCCAUUUCCAGUAUCAGCCAAAGAAGCAGUCUUCGUUUCAGAGCUGCCUAGAGAUGAUUCCUCUGAAACACAAUCCGGUUUGCAAGAAGGUACUACACAGGAGAAACUAUCAUCUCUGGUCAUAUCAAGACAGUCAUCAGAGACCCUUGCGUUAUCUACUGACACAUGUCCGAGUUUCUCUCGAGUUUCUACCUCUCAGUUGACAGAGCCAAAUGAUAUUCAAGAGAAGGUAUCAUUACCCUUUGAAAAUAGUACUACUUUGGAGAAGUCACUCAACAGCAGGCCAUUUACACCAUCCAAGGUGUCAGCGUACGUCUUUGAGAGCUCAACAAUAGACAAGGACUUGAGUGAGCCUCCAGAUGUAUCUGGUACAGCUGGUGAACUGAAUUCUGACAAGGAAAUAAUCAGCUUUGCAAUGAAAGAUGCAUUACCCGAUGAUCCACCCAUACAUCUAACCUCGAUCACCAACAAGGAUGCAUCCGAUCCUCAUUUACAGAUGACGAAAGCCCAGUUUCUGGCACAGCUGGCAGUGUCACCUAUUACGCAAGACACAAAAAAGGCCUCCUCUAAUGACUCUGUAGGUGCCACAGCUUCUUGUUCUGCAAUCAGCACCAGCUACAAGAAAAGCUUGCAAAAAAAUACCCUUGUGGCCCGACUUCGAAGUCAUCUCAAAACUCACUUGCAAUCUAGAAGAACUGAAACAAAUCAAGAACGACACACAGAAAUAGAGACCUGCCAUGUAAACCCGAAGAAACCUAGAUUAGUGAAAGAGGAUCCAAACGAUAAAGACACAACUACAGGACCUAUCCCGAUCAGCUUAAAAAACCCAAGAGUGGCUGAAGAUAUUACAUAUCUGAAAACAUCCGACGCAACUCCCAUUAGUCCUAGGAGAUCAGGACUAUGUAAGCAGUGUGAUAGACCCAAGCAGACUGUUGUUAAACCAACUUCUGUCAGUUCAAGGAGAUUUUCAGCUACUCAUGAAUCCACUUCUGUCAGUUCAAUGAGAUGUAGUUCAAGUAGAGAUGGUGUAGGCUCCAAAACAAAAAAAACAAAUUAUGUGAGUCGAAGGAGGACCAACUCACUUAUCCCUAAAACUAAAAAAUCUUCUCUCAGUCCAAAGAGGUCUAACUCAACUAAAGAAAGUGAUAGCCCUAAAAAUAAAAAAUCUGCUUCUGUGAGUCCAGGGAGAUCUGGCUUAACUAAAGAAAAUGCUAACCCUAAAAAGACCAAAAACAUUCCUGUGCAUCUUAGGAGGGUUAGUUCAGCUAGAGAUGGUGCUAGCCCAAAGAAAGGUGUGAGCCCUAAAAGUACAAAAACUACUUCUGUGAGCCCUAAGAGGACUAGUUGGACUAGAAAUGAUGCUAGCCCUAAAAAGACUAAAUCUACUUCUGUUAGUCCUCGGAUGUCUAGCUUAAGUAAAAAAGCCACAAGCCCUAAAGUGUCUAGCAAUGAGUCAACUUCCCUCUGCCGCAGGAGGUGCACCUUACCUAAAGAUGUCUCUAUCACUACACAGAUUAAAACCGAAUCCAAUUCCUUCAGUCCUGGAUAUAGCACAACUUCAGAUGUUGGUAGUGCUAAAACCACUGCAUGUGAAACUAGUUCUCCAAGUGUUAGGUGGCUUAAAUUGGCUAAAGAUGGUAACAGUUCUAGAAACACAGGGGGAUCCACUCCUGCUAAAAAAUCCAGAUUAAUUCAAGAUGAUGGUGGUCCUGAAAAUAGCUCAAGAGUGGUGAAUGCUAAGAAGUUAGCACAAGCAGAAAAAGACAAAACAGUUGCUAAAAUAAAAAAUUCUAGUCAAUCAAAUUUGCAGAAUGAAGCUAAAAUAAGCGAGAUGAGAGAGAAACAUGCUAGCUGUGAUGCUGUGAGAAAAUGCACAGCUAGAGCUGUGUGGACUCCUCCAACAAUGGUGACCAAUGGUAAAACACCUCCUGCAGGUGGAAAGAGGGCUUCACUUUUACCCGCAAAGAAAGAGAUAAGUGCACCAAAAUCCCAGGAUCAUACAGUAGUUUACCCCCCCAGUGUUUCUCUCUUCCCCAUACCUGUCAGAGCACCACCUGUUGUAUCACCGUUACAGCCGUUGUCGGUCAUUGGCAGGCGUCUGCUGAAGAACCAGUGUGGGGAGUGUGGUCGUGUCCUCAGCAGCAUUGCAGCCCUGGAAAGCCACGUUAGUCUUCACAGAGGUCGCCGACCUUUCUCGUGCACACUUUGUGGUAAGAGCUUCCCAGAUUCAAAGGGUCUAAAGCGUCAUGGUCGGGUGCACCGCAAUGGUAGGAUCCAUGUUUGCCAGCAGUGCGGAAAAGGCUUUGUCUAUAGUUUUGGUCUCACCAAACAUCUCCAGAUGGUGCACAGCAGGAUUAAACCUUUUAUCUGCCAGAUCUGCAACAAGGGCUUCUUCACAAGACGAGAUGUGGAAGCUCACAUCCGGAUGCACACUGGAGAGAAACCAUUCCAUUGCAACCUCUGUGAAAAGAAGUUUGCUAGGAGGGUGGAACUAAAUGUGCAUUUAAGAUGGCAUAAUGGGGAGAAGAGACACUGGUGCCCAUUCUGUGGUAAAGGAUUUUUAGACUUCAACAACUUGAAAAGGCACAAGUACAUUCACACAGGGGAGAAACCACAUUCCUGCCCACACUGCCCCAAGCAGUUCACACAGUCAGGCCACUUGAAAAAGCAUGUUAGAAAUGUACAUAAAAUCCAAUGAGAUGGACAUCCAAGAUGCCUCCCUGUUCCACUGAGGACUUUAAUGUCUUAUAUAAUGAGAGGUAUAAUGUGAGAAUACUUGGUGCAAAAGGGAUCAGUUGAGGUUUUUUUUGUCAUUUAAGUUUUUGUAGAACAAAUGCAACUGGAGAACUGCAUUGUUUUUCUAUGCUGUGUUCAUCAUAGGAUUUCUUUUUAUUGUAUUUUAUGAAGGCUUGAAGGUGUAAUUCCACAUUAAAGGACAGUGCCCAUUUCAAACAUGCCUGUUUGUAAUGGGCCAAUUGCCUGGCAUAUAAUAUUGCUGCUUGCAACUUUCUGGAGAACCUCUCAUACAAACAACUCAACACUCAACACACUUCUUCUUUGGGUUCCGAACAACAAGGGGUAUUGAAAUUGAUCGAUUCUAAGAAGCAUCCCGAUGCGGACCUGGACGAUUCUGCAUUGAUGUAGUGACAGCACGUAAUCAAUUAUUGCUACGUAACGCAGUCUUUCCCCUACAGUGUUACAGGCCUGGCAGUGCACCAGGCCAACGAGACCCCCUGCUAGGCCCUGCUGUUGUAUUUUUUCUCCUUAGGAGGUAGAAGUAUAUUUGCCAACCCUCCUGAUUUUCCCAGGAGACUCCACGUCACUUCGCUCCCCUCUCCAGAUGCUCUCCCGGCCUCACAUUUCUCCCGUAUUUUUCACAAUUAUAAGCCCUCGACCAUGAGCGUAAGAGUGCAGUGGCGUCAUGUACCACAAAAAAAAAAACAGUAGAAGAAGAUUGUAGUACUGAACUGUGUUGCUGUGAACUGACCAGGUUAUCUUAUGUUGUGGGUCAAAAUGCACAAAUGCACACUCUCUGUGGUGCACAGUCCUAACCACUGUGUCCUGUGUUUUACUGAACAUCUGUAGCUGGUUAAAGAGUUAACACUGAAAAUGCACAGAAAUUGUUUUUGUUUUGUUUAUCUGAACGUGCCUGAAUACAGACUGUGUGCUAGAAGUGUGCACUGUGUGCUAGAAGUGUGCACAUCACAUGGCUGAUCAAUAGAUCAAAGCAGACAGACAGCGUGGCGCAGUGACAGAGGCAGACAAACAGCCAAGUUUUCCUUUACAGCGUCGGAACAGUAACAGUAAAGUCAGGGUAAAAUGAUAAUUAAAAUGUGUUUUGAGUUUGUCACAUCACAGAAAGAUGUGUUAUUAAACACCUGCCCA